Messenger RNA from Saccharomyces cerevisiae S288C, 1863 nucleotides. It is a transcript of the gene AFR1, whose product is annotated as Afr1p. Lineage: Eukaryota; Fungi; Ascomycota; Saccharomycetes; Saccharomycetales; Saccharomycetaceae. The record is from RefSeq and is marked reviewed. The transcript has a single exon. The coding region runs from base 1 to 1863 and encodes 620 amino acids.
AUGGAGGGCUCAUAUCUAUCUGCACAAGAAAACCAACCCAUACCGGAGCGAUUGAUACCUAGGUCGAACUCAACUUCGAAUUUGUUUGCUUUGUCUAGUACAUUCUCUAAACUCAAUGUUAGGAAUGAUGCUGAUUACAAUUAUUCGAACCCGAAUAAGAAGAGACACAUUUAUAGUGGCGAGAUAGACUGUAGGUCUGUGACAGCAGCUAGAAAAUUUCCAGUAAGGUCCUGUUCAAUGACAGCCGCCCAGCAAAGAAAGAGAACUGCGCUAUUCACAGUUAGGGAAAGAAACUCUUACCAUGAGGGGUUCAAUAAUGAUCAAGAUUAUGUGAGCCAAUACCAGAAGCCACAGUACACUUUCGGAGUAUAUAAAGAAUUAACACCUUAUCAACUGCAGCGCUCUAAAAUGAAAAGAAGCUUUCAAUUUCCCAAUGGCGAAAUAUACAAGCCAAAACUUGAUGGAAAAUGCACCCACAGCUUGAAAAAGCCUGAAUUAAAUUCAAGAGACUCUUCUUUAUUCAAAUUCAGCGAGAAGAAAGGUCGCAAUUUAUCAAAAGAUUUUGUGGGGCCUCAUAAUGGGACAUCAGUCAUACAUAUUCCUCCCAAUGAUACAGGCUACGGUGUAAAUAGCUUGGAGCUGAACACUUCAGUUCCUUCAACAAUAAAAAGUUCGGUUUCAUCAACCUCUCCGAUAUCUGCUGUUAAUACCCUGACCAGCUUGCCAGAAAGUCAAACUGAUGAUGAUGACGGUUAUGAAAAUAAAACUGUAACUAUAUCUUAUUGCUUCGAAAAUACGGUAAAUGAAAAACAUGGUAGCCAUAUAGAAAAAUUGGAUUUAUCAACUAAGGAAAAAACUAAGCCAACAACUAAUUCAGGCCUAUUUGAUAGAAAGAAAAAGACUAUUCUGGGCACUGAGAAAUAUAGAUGUAUAAAGUCACAAUCGAAGUUGAAACUGGGUUCUGUUUUGAAGAAAUUAUGGCGUACUUCAGGAAACUCGAAUACAAAGCAUGGAAAAAAGGAUACAAAAAGAAGGAGAAUUCCUAUCGAUGAUAUGGUUACGCAUUCUGAUGGAAAUUCUGAAGCUGAGAAUGAUAUUGAAUUAAUGGAUGCAAAUCUGGACGGCAUUGAAUUUGACGACGACGAAACUCUAAUGGAUACAGAUUCAAUUUUUGAUGAUCUGUUGUCCAAGGAAAAUGAUAAAUACGAUUUGAGGCGAAGGCAAUUAGAAAUACGACAAAAGCUCCACGAGACCUCGCACAACGACGAUGGCAAGGUUUCUUUUCGAGAUACCGAAAAGCAUAAUGUCAAUGAAGGUUUGAUCGACAAGACCAUAAUCGAAGAAUUUUCAAAGCUCGGUGAAUAUAUAAUCGACACGAGAAAUCAACCACCACCAAGAUCGUCCAAGAGGCCUUCAUUAGAUGACAAUGAAUCUGCACGAUACUUCUACAACAUAUCGACAGAUUUGCGACAGUCUCUGUCAGGUCCAAUAAGCUUACCAAUGCAUGUUGGGAACGACAUGGUAAAUAGGUUGAGAAAUGACUGGGAGUAUAUCAGAUUCGAAGAUAGAAGGAAUUCGCUGCCAGAUUCCUCAUUUGAUAAAGUCGAAACACCUCCAAAACCAAUAAAAAAAGAUGUCCGGUUUGCAAAAGAAGUAUGUUUAGCAAGCACUUGGUCAUCGAAUGCAUAUGAGAGAGCUAAUCCGGAAUUCAUUAUGAAUCGCCACAGAUUGUUGUGGAUGAUGAAAGUACAUCCAAGCAUGAAUAGUGCCAUGAAUGAGAUCAAACUUGAACUUAACUCUUACAAAAAAAAUGAGAUGGUUGUCCAUGAGAACAGCAAGUGCUUUACACAUUAUUUAAUUUGA